CUCCUUCUUCUCAUCUGGGCUUCCUGUCGUCACAGCACGAUCAUAUUUUUUCACCCUUCACUUCUCCUUUUACACAAAUAGCCCCGGAUAUCUGUGUUACCAGCCUUGUCUCGGCCACCUCAAGGAUAAUCACUAAAUUCUGCCUCAAGGACUGAGGAACGGUGCCUGGAAAAGGGCAAGAAUAUCACGGCAUGGGCAUGAGUAGCUUGAAAUUGCUGAAGUAUGUCCUGUUUUUCUUCAACUUGCUCUUUUGGAUCUGUGGCUGCUGCAUUUUGGGCUUUGGGAUCUACCUGCUGAUCCACAACAACUUUGGAGUGCUCUUCCAUAACCUCCCCUCCCUCACGCUGGGCAAUGUGUUUGUCAUCGUGGGCUCUAUUAUCAUGGUAGUUGCCUUCCUGGGCUGCAUGGGCUCUAUCAAGGAAAACAAGUGUCUGCUUAUGUCGUUCUUCAUCCUGCUGCUGAUUAUCCUCCUUGCUGAGGUGACCUUGGCCAUCCUGCUCUUUGUAUAUGAACAGAAGCUGAAUGAAUAUGUGGCUAAGGGUCUGACCGACAGCAUCCACCGUUACCACUCAGACAAUAGCACCAAGGCAGCGUGGGACUCCAUCCAGUCAUUUCUGCGGUGUUGUGGUAUAAAUGGCACGAGUGAUUGGACCAGCAGCCCACCAGCAUCUUGCCCCUCAGAUCCAAAAGUGGAGGGUUGCUAUGCGAAAGCAAGACUGUGGUUUCAUUCCAAUUUCCUGUAUAUCGGAAUCGUCACCAUCUGUGUAUGUGUGAUUGAGGUGUUGGGGAUGUCCUUUGCACUGACCCUGAACUGCCAGAUUGAUAAAACCAGCCAGACCAUAGGGCUAUGAUCUGCAGUUGUCCUGUGGUGAAGAGACUUGUUUCAUCUCUGGAAAUGCAAAACCAUUUAUAGCAUGAAGCCCUACAUGAUCACUGCGGGAUGAUCCUCCUCCCAUCCUUACCCUUUUUAGGUCCCUGUCUUAUACAACCAGAGAAGUGGGUGUUGGCCAGGCACAUCCCAUCUCAGGCAGCAAGACAAUCUUUCACUCACUGAUGGCAGCAGCCAUGCCUCUCGAAGUGGUGAAACUAGUAUCUGAGCCUCUUUUAGACAAGAGAGGCAAAGAGAAACGGGAUCUAAUGGCCCAAAAUCAAAGUGUGAACCCAGGAUAUGAAUUUUUGCAUCUUCCCAUUGUCGAAUUAGUCUCCAGCCUCUAAAUAAUGCCCAGUCUUCUCCCCAAAGUCAAGCAAGAGACUAGUUGAAGGGAAUUCUGGGGCCAGGCUCACUGGACCAUUGUCACAACCCUCUGUUUCUCUUUGACUAAGAGCCCUGGCUACAGGAAUUACACAAUUCUCUUUCUCCAAAGGGCAAGAUCUCAUUUCAAUUUCUUUAUUAGAGGGCCUUAUUGAUGUGUUCUAAGUCUUUCCAGAAAAAAACUAUCCAGUGAUUUAUAUCCUGACUUCAACCAGUAGUCACUUAGGCUGAUAAUCACAGUAAGAAGACUUCUGGUGUUAUCUCUCUAUCAGAUAAGAUUUUGUUAAUGUACUAUUUUACUCUUCAAUAAAUAAAAGUUUAUUAUCUCAAUCACAA
Messenger RNA from Nomascus leucogenys (northern white-cheeked gibbon), 1588 nucleotides. RefSeq names its product CD53 molecule (gene CD53). The record is from RefSeq and is a predicted model, not a curated record. Gene Ontology annotation, cellular component: membrane. NCBI's taxonomy places the organism in Eukaryota, Metazoa, Chordata, Mammalia, Primates, Hylobatidae.